Messenger RNA from Pelobates fuscus (common spadefoot toad), 2969 nucleotides. RefSeq names its product NIMA related kinase 4 (gene NEK4). Lineage: Eukaryota; Metazoa; Chordata; Amphibia; Anura; Pelobatidae. The transcript has 16 exons. Bases 37 to 2394 code for a protein of 785 amino acids. Gene Ontology annotation, biological process: protein phosphorylation. Gene Ontology annotation, molecular function: ATP binding; protein kinase activity. The record is from RefSeq and is a predicted model, not a curated record.
GUCCGUGCAGGGACAAAAAGGGGUGAUGUGUCUUCCAUGAUGGAGAAGCAGGGGCAGCGAGGGUCCUCCAGGAGCCGGCUGGAGGAGUAUAGUUUUAUCAGAUCCGUGGGAAAGGGGAGCUACGGGGAGGUCAGCCUUUUUCGUCACAGAGAAGAGGGGAGACAGUAUGUUAUUAAAAAGCUGAAUCUUCACAAUGCCCCCCGCAGGGAGCGCCAAGCAGCAGAACAAGAGGCACAGCUCCUCUCUCAGCUUAAGCAUCCAAACAUUGUAGCUUAUAAAGAAUCGUGGGAGGGAGAUGAAGGACUGCUAUAUAUUGUGAUGGGUUACUGUGAAGGAGGAGACUUAUACCAUAAACUGAAGGAACAGAAAGGCAAGCUUCUGCCUGAGCAGCAGGUGAUUGCUUGGUUUAUACAGAUUGCCAUGGCAUUGCAGUAUUUACAUGAUAAGCUCAUAAUGCACCGAGAUCUGAAAACGCAAAACAUCUUCCUGACAAGAUCAAAUAUAAUUAAAGUGGGAGAUCUGGGGAUAGCACGAGUACUGGAGAGUCAGUAUGAAAUGGCGAGCACCUUGAUUGGAACGCCUUACUACAUGAGUCCAGAGCUGUUCUCGAAUAAACCUUACAACUAUAAGUCUGAUGUCUGGGCGCUGGGCUGCUGUGUUUAUGAAAUGGCUACUCUGAAACAUGCUUUUAAUGCCAAGGACAUGAACUCUUUGGUUUAUCGCAUUAUUGAAGGGAAGCUGCCGCCAAUGCCAAAAGAAUACAGCUGUGAUCUGGGUGAUUUAAUUGGGACGAUGUUAAGCCAAAAGCCUGAGAAACGACCGUCGGUGAGGCAAAUAUUAAAGAAACCAUUUAUCAGGCAAAAUAUAGCUAUAUUUUUGCAGACAACAAAGCUCCCUGAGAAACGCAGAAAGAAAACUUCAGAGUCCUCUUCCAACAAGAAUGAUGGAAGUUCGGAGCUUCAAGCAAGGGCAGGUUCUGACCACACGCAGAAACCUCAAAAGAACAAAGUAAAGAGUCCUGUGAAAAACAAGCCAGCAAGUCCUGACUCAGUCGCUAAGAAUCGUAUGAGCGAAACAGUAGUGUCCAUUUCAACACUUAGCAAAGUGGAUAUUGAUAUCCUGGAAACUGAAAAGGAAGAUUCUAAUUCAGAACACGUUAUGCUGGCAGAUGAACCCAGAACACACCUGAGUGUGAAAGAGAAGGAUUUAAAAAAACUGAACAUAAUGUCCUUGGAUCAGGAAAACCAGGGCAAGACAAAUUCAGCAUCUCGUGCCACAGGAGAACAAAGAAGACUGAAAACUGUGCCUACUGACAACAUAGACACCUUGAAGCUAUUGCAACCAAUUCAGAAGAAUGAUACCAUGCUCAACGCAGAAGACCUGGAAGAUACAGAUAAACUACUUGAGCCAUUUAUUCCAGUGAUUGAACCAGAUGGAUUACCUCUAAAAUCAGAAGAUUUACAAGGCAACACAUGUUCUGGAUUUCAGCCUCACAGUUCAGUGUCUGAACCAUCCUUGUCAAGGCAACGAAGACAGAGAGACCAGAGAGCAGUGAAUUCCGAUCCGUUUCAUGUGGUGCUUCAAAGACCACUGCCUUCCCUCCCUACUGCCUUGCAUCAAGCUGUGAAGAAAACACAAAGCUCAGAAUCUGCAACCUCUGUAAAUCAGUCUAAAAAUAUUCAAAUCCUCAUUUCAGAGGAUAAUCGACCUCUGUCUGCACGAGAGAGAAGGCGGCUGAAACAGUCUCAGGAAGAAAUAUUUAACUAUGAGCCAACAGCCAGAAGAUACUCUGUGGGAAGCGAGCAACAAUCAAAUAAUGGGCCCAGCAAAUCCAUUGUUGGGAAUUCUUCAAAUCACUCAACACCGAAUAUAGCGUUAGCUGAGAAGAAUGUGGCUAUAUCGCAUAGCUUAUCUGAAGAUGAAUUAAGUUCCUCGGCCAGCUCAUCUGAGAAAUCUGAGGGAGAUUUAAAGGAUGGAAAAAGCGACUCAAAUGAAAUGCAAGAUCUGGUUCAACUGAUGACGCAAACAUUACAUAUGGAGAAAGAUCAAAUGCCCCUGAUUCCGUGCCGUGAAUUCAGACUUCACCGCAAAUACAGAGACACACUGCGUUUACAUGGGAAAUCAGCAGGAGUGGAGGAAGAGAUCUGUUUUGGAGACAUUCCCCAAGAUAAUUUAAGUGCUCCUGAGAAAUUCCGUCGUAUGAUUGAAGCUCUGAGAACUGAUGUUGUCCAGGGUCUGGGUGUGAAACUUCUUGAAGAAGUUUAUGAUAUCAUGGAAGAAGAGGAUGACACAAAAAAAGAGGUGCAGUUGCAGAAGCAUCUGGGGGACAAAUACACAAUGUACAGCCAGAAAGUUCGCCAACUAAAAUUUUUUGAGGAAAAUUCCAAAUUUUAAGGACAGUCUAUUUUUUUUCUUUUUUUUCCAGUUACUUUCUUCAGAAUCUGUAUAUUUUUGUACUUUUUACAUUAUCUGAUGCAUUAUGUACAAUGCAAAACUUUUUUUAUAGUUUGAAUGCAAAUAUAUUCAUGUAUUAUGUAUUUAUUGCAAUAGCAGGCGUAAAGAGAAAUACAGCAAUGUAUAUAUUAUCACAAAACAACACAGUGUCCAUUCAAUAGGACACAGAAAUAUUUGAUGGUUUCACAGAGUGACCCCUUCAUCUUAUUGUCUUUGAGCCCUACAUUUCAAAUGAUUGGUACCUGGAUAUGAAUAGUUAAGUGCUUAUCAUUACAAAAUCACUAAACAUAAAAUUUACCUGCAUUCAUUAUUUUAAAGUAUACGCUCUUUGAAUUCUAUGGUUUUAUAUAUCAGGACAUACCAAUCAUCUGUUCCUUAGCAGGUCUUAACAUUAGGUCAAUACAACCUCAAAUGAACAACACCACAGUUAUAGUUUACACAGUGUCAUGAUUUAUUUAUUUCAGAGAAAAGGCAUUGAUUACAUUUCAGCCUAGGAACACCUCUAGUGACCACUC